Messenger RNA from Aricia agestis (brown argus), 3626 nucleotides. RefSeq names its product ATP-binding cassette sub-family B member 10, mitochondrial. Gene Ontology annotation, molecular function: ATP binding; ABC-type oligopeptide transporter activity; ATP hydrolysis activity. The transcript has 11 exons. Gene Ontology annotation, cellular component: membrane. Gene Ontology annotation, biological process: transmembrane transport. The record is from RefSeq and is a predicted model, not a curated record. Bases 300 to 2387 code for a protein of 695 amino acids. Lineage: Eukaryota; Metazoa; Arthropoda; Insecta; Lepidoptera; Lycaenidae.
CACGGUUGCGUUUCAACUCAAUGUUCUCUAUUUGACAUUGGUCGUGAGGGAUGCGCUCACUACCAAGGUUAUUGAAGGUUAUUUGGUUGGUCAACCAAAAACAAACGUCUACACGGUUGAUUUUUGUUCCAACCCUACCAAGGUGACCUCUGUUGGUAGUUGGAACAUAUCGUGUAUACGGCCUUUUAUUCAUUGCUGGUGACACAGGUUGACAUUUCUUAAAUUGACACUUGCCAAAAUGACAAGUACAAAAGUAAAGCAAAAUUUUAUUUUAUUUUCUUAGUUUUUAUGAAUUAAAAAUGUUGCACCGACUUAUAACUAAAUCUUUCGGGAUUAAAUUAUGUUCUCGAAAUAAUAAUGUCAUAUUUUCUUUAUCUAAACGUAACAACAGUUUGUGUAAUCAGUGUGGUUUACGAGUAUACUCUAGUCACAAAAUUUCAGCUCUAAGAAAUUAUUGCGAUAGGACUUUAUUACAUAAAAAGGAUACACAAUUAAUAAAUAUACGAUAUUACGCAAGUCAAGAUGUUGAUAAAACUGAAACAAAAAGUGAUCACAUUGAUAAGAGAAAUCAAAAUAAAACGAUAGACUCCUCAGAGAAAAUUAAUGUAAAAUUAAAGCCUUCUGAAUUAAAAAGGUUGUUAUCCCUAGCGGAGCCUGAAAAAUGGACCCUAACUGGUGCUAUAGGUUUACUGAUUAUAUCCUCCAGUGUGUCAAUGGCCAUCCCAUUUUCCCUGGGUAUGGUGUUGGACAUCAUUUACAGUGGGACCACAGAUCUGGUGUCGGCAAGGGAGAAACUCGACUCUCUCUGCCUCAUGCUAUGCGGAGUGUUUCUGGUUGGGGGUGUCUGUAACUUUGGCAGAGUCUACCUCAUGUCUAUAUCAGGUCAAAGGAUGACACAGGCGCUACGUAAACAAGUGUUUGGUGCGAUCAUGAGGCAGGAGCCAGCUUGGUUCAGUAGGACAUCUACAGGAGAGUUGGUUAAUAGGCUCUCUGCUGAUUCACAGUUGGUGGGACGAAAUUUGAGUCAGAAUGUCAGUGAUGGACUGAGAUCAUUAUUUAUGGUUGGUGCUGGGACAGGCAUGAUGAUUUACAUGUCACCAUCGUUAGCUCUUAUCGGUCUAUGUGUGGUACCACCGGUGUCAAUGUUGGCUGUGAUAUACGGACGUUUUGUGCGGAGUAUAACGCGACAGUUGCAGGACUCCCUAGCUGAAACUAGCGAGCUGGCUGAAGAAAAAAUAUCUAAUAUAAAAACGGUGAAGACAUUUAGUAAGGAGAACAAAGAAUGCGAGUCCUACGCACAAAAGAUAGAAAAUAUUUUGCAACUUGCGUACAAAGAAUCGUUGGCUGUGGGCAGUUUUUAUGGAUUGACGGGUCUAUCGGGCAACACGAUAAUAAUACUAGUGUUAUACUACGGAGGUGGUAUGGUAGCGGCAGAACAGCUGACUGUGGGGAACCUUACAUCUUUCCUCCUGUAUGCUGCAUAUGUGGGCAUCAGUAUAAGCGGCCUGAGCAGUUUCUAUACCGAGUUGAAUAAGGGCAUGGGCGCCGCGACUAGACUGUGGCAGAUUAUAGACAGAGAGCCGAUGAUAUCGACAGGUGGCCUAAGACCGAAAGAGAGACCGACUGGUGAACUAAUACUCGACAAUGUGACAUUUUCCUACUCCGAUGCACCUCUAAUCAAGGGGAUGACUCUUAGAUUAUCCCCUGGCAAAUCAAUAGCCCUAGUAGGCAGGUCAGGAUGUGGCAAAAGCACGGUUGCCGCGUUACUACUGAGGCUGUAUGAUCCUACAAGUGGUAGGGUCAUGUUGGAUGGGAUGGAUAUAAAGAGUUUAGAUCCCGUAUGGCUGAGGAGUCACAUAGGAUAUGUUAGUCAGGAGCCAGUGCUAUUUUCUGGGUCUAUAAAAGAUAAUAUUCUGUAUGGAGCUACAGACGAACAGUCGGACGAGGAAUUGGAGCGUCUCUGGUCGUGUGCAGCCCGGACCGCCCAACUUCAAGAUCUAAUAGCGGACGGGGGGUGGCGGCGCGGCGUCGGCGCGGGCGGCUCGCAGCUCAGCGGCGGACAGAAGCAGCGCGUAGCCAUCGCCCGGGCCAUACUGAAGAAUCCGAAAAUUCUCAUCCUAGAUGAGGCUACGUCGGCGCUUGACACAUAUUCAGAGUACUUAGUCGACAAAGCCCUCAAGGAGAUCAGCAAAGACCGAACCGUACUGACUAUAGCUCAUCGACUGAGCACCAUACAGUCGGCAGACGAAGUCGCAGUCAUAGACGACGGGGCGAUAGUAGAACAGGGGACUUACAAGGAGCUGAUGAUGAAACCUAACGGCUAUUUCAAGGACCUUAUAGCACACCAAACAUUCUCUGCUGCUAAGAAAACGAGGGAAUAUAGCUAAGGCUGUUUACUCACUGACGCCGUGAAGCGAAAAAGUGCGAAAAGCUAUUGAGUGAGAUGGAACAUAAUGCUUUACCAUGUCAGGUGUGAGAGGGUAGAUAUUAUGCUUUUUGUGCCUGGCGGCUUCGGUGUACAAGCAGCUUAAAACAUAGACCAAAUAAAAGGUGAAGACAGUGUUUUAUUAUAACGAAACUACGGCUGAAUGAGGGUUUUCGAAUAUCAUUUGUCAUCAGAGGGACGGUAGGGUCUUUCGUGUCAAAUGUCGUGUCAGACAGACAUAUGACACCCAUAUCGUAACAUGUGUAAGCUAUUUCGUGACUUAAAGACAGCUGUUUGACACGACAAUUGACACAAUAGAUCCUAUGGCUACAUAGUGCAUUUGUCCCUCAUUUAUACCGGCGCGGAAUGGAAUGGAUGCUACUUUUUGCAACGAAACUGUACAUAGCACAAUGAACUUUAUGUCAACAGAAUAACACAUAAAUUUAAUACGAGCCAAAGAAUUUAACACGCGUCUUCCGCGGAAUUCUCGAGAAUUCUCCGGUGCCAAUUUCCUCGCAUGAGGCGAAAUUGACGCUUCCAUUCAGUUCCAUUCCGCGACGGUGUAAAUUGAGCCUACGCCUUGACUUUGAUGACAUUUCACAAAUUGCAAAUUGUUAAAAAAUAUUACUUAUUUAUUAUUCCUAUACAAACAACACAAAUGCGCAGAAUGCAUUUGAUUUAUAUCCAAUCAUUUUAAUUACCUCUCGUUGGAAACUGGUCUUUGUACCCUCAUAAUGUUUGCAUUGUUUCCUAUGGUGUUGUUAUUAAACGGUUUAUUAGUUGCUGAAUGAAGAGAAAAAAUUAAGGUCGUACGUUGUGAUAUGAAUAUUUUUUAUUUAAGUAAUUACCUUAUUUUCAUAAGGUUGAAUAAAGCUUCUGCAACAAUAAAAUUAAACCCGUUUUGCAAUCGCACGCCAUAAUAUAAUAAAAUAGGAAUUUUAGGCGCCAAUUUUUGACAAUGACAUAUUUGUUUUUUUUUUAAAUAUAAAACUGUUUAUUGCAUUAGCAAUGUUACAUUAUGUUAUUAGACAAUUAAUUAUUGUUGUGAUAAUUUUAAAUAUUUUAUAUUAUUGAAGCUGCAAAGCUAAAUAAGAUAGUUAGUACUUGGUUGUAUGUAGUGUAUAUUGUGUCAUGUUUAAAUUGUACAACUACGGGUAAUGGAUUAUUUAUGAUUGGUUUAAUAAAUGGUUGUUAUUUUUAA